Molecule: messenger RNA, 6420 nt
Organism: Oncorhynchus mykiss (rainbow trout)
Lineage: Eukaryota; Metazoa; Chordata; Actinopteri; Salmoniformes; Salmonidae
Source: RefSeq, a predicted model, not a curated record
AGAAUCCAAGCCUCCACGUACACAUGUCCUGCGAGCAAACCGGACUAAACGUCACAUUCAUGCGUUUCCCCUGCUUGUGUGUCUGGGAGCGUAAUCUUUUCCUUCCGAAUACGUUUCUCUCUCGAGAAAUAUACCCAUGACACAGUGGGUUUAAUAUCAGGAGGUGAUCCCGGAUUCCCCAGCCGUCCGAAUCCAAUAUCUGGGUCCUCUCCUCCCUCCCCCGCCGGCGGGCAGGCAGCAGGUUGCCAUGGAAAACUCGUCGGUGGCCUCCGCAUCCUCAGAGGCGGGCAGCACGCGCUCACAGGAGAUUGAGGAGCUGGAGCGCUUCAUCGACAGCUACGUGCUGGAGUACCAGGUGCAAGGCCUUCUGGGAGACAAAAACGAGACGUACCUGGACGGAGACAACAAACCCCAGUCCCACAUUUCACAGUGGACAGAGGACUGCAAUGACAAGAAAGACGGGAGUUGGUCACCCUCGUGGGGGAGGGGCUCCACCAAACCAGAUGAGUGGGAUCACAGUAGUAAUGGCAGUACAGGGUCCAGGCCCAGCUCUGGCUCUAGACCUGGUUCUGGCUCAAGGUCUGGUAGCAGGGGGAGGAACAACCAAUUCAGAGGGCCAGCCAAGGUACAGAACGGGAACAGAGAAGGGUCCUUUGACAUCCUGGGUACUGACAUCUGGGCUGCUAACACCAUGGACUCUCAUGGGUAUGUCAUGGGGGCAACAUGGGACCUCCAGCCUGAGAAGCUGGACUUCAGCCAGUUCCACAGGAAACCCUUCCGGGGAACACCAAAGCACCUUCCACAAAUCGACAGAGAGGGAUCUGAAAGCCCAUACAUCCCUCCCAUUGAUCCUCUUCCAUGGGAUAAACAUGACAAUGAUGAUGCUGGUCCAUUCCAUUACUACUUAGAACUGAUGAUGAAAGGCAAGUUUGAAUAUGAUGAUGGGAUCAACUUGAACGACAUGGAGCAGUUCCUGCCAGGCCUUACCGGUUUCCCGCCCCUGCCUAACGAAGCUGAGAUUGCCCAAACCAAAAAGCUUUUCCGUCGCAGGAGGAACGACCGACGGAGACAGCAGCAGAGACCACCGGGGGGAGGAGGAGGAGACAGGAAGACCCAGCAGCAGCAGUCGCCACAACAACAACAACAAACAGUCAAUCAACAUCCUCGUGACCAGCAGCAGCACAGAGGACAGUGUGGGGCUAGCCAUGGGCAGCAGUUCCAGGGCCACGGCGGGCAGCGCCAGGGGCCCCUCCACCAUGGCUACAGCCAGAACCGCCGCUGGCACCACAACCAGCAGGGGCAGGGAGGAGAACAGGGACCGCAGGGUGGCCCGGCAGUGGACAGAGACAGGGGGGCAACCCCAACGGGAGACAGAGACAAGGAGGCACCACCCAGAAAAAACAAAGAGACUGAUGAUGUAAAGGCAGAGGAGGCCAGCGCUAGGCUGGAGCCAGAGAGCUCAAGGGGCCCCAAUGACGGGCCUCCCAGCCAGCCCUGGGGCCAGGGUGGCCCUAAAGUCCGUCUUCUGCCGUCGUCCAAAGAGAGGCUGAGGAGGAGGCUAAAAGACGAGGAGGAGGCGAUUGUGUCCCCAGCGGGCCCCCAGCGGAGCCGCAUGGACCGCUUGCUGGAGAUCCUGAACAGCAUGAGGAACAACAGUGCCGGGGUGGACGGCCAGCUCAGCUCCUUCAUGGAGGAGGCCCAGACCUCGACCCAGUCAGAGGAGAGCCUGGCCCAGAUCGUCUCUACUAUCUAUAGCAAGGCCCUCAGCGACAGAAGCUUCGCCGCUUCCGCUGCCAGACUCUGUGACAAGAUGGCCCUGUUCAUGGUGGAGGGGACCAAGUUUAGAUCAUUACUACUCAAUAUGUUACAGAAGGACUUCUCUCGUCGGGAGGAGCUGCAGGCAUCUGACGUGGAGCGCUGGUUGGGGUUCAUCACCUUCCUGUGUGAGAUGUUUGGCACAAUGAGGUCCAGUGCUGGAGAGCCCUUCAGAGUCCUGGUCUGUCCCAUAUACACCUGUCUCAGAGAGCUGCUGGAGUCUCCAGAGGUGAAGGAGGAUGCGGUCCUCUGUUAUUCUAUGGAGCUGCAGUCCACUGGUCGUCUCCUGGAGGAGCAGCUUCCAGAGAUGAUGACAGAGCUCCUGGCUGCGGCCAGGGACAAGAUGCUGUGUCCAGCCGAGUCCCAGCUAACUCGCUCCUUGCUCAUGGAGAUCAUCGAGCUGCACGCCAACCACUGGACCCCUCUGGAGGACCUCACCACACAGUACUACAACAGGACCAUCCAGAAGCUCACCACCGCCUAGCCCCCCAGACCCAGGACCUGUCCCACAGGUCAGGCACAUGGAGGCCUGAGCUGGGUUGAUGGCUGGGAUGCAUGGGGCUGGACUAGACAUGGGACUGUACAGAGUCGCAGAACAUAAUUGGUUGGCCCCAUACCAGACAGCAAAUGCGUUUAGGUAUAAGGAGAUGGGACUGACAAGACAUACAGACAGACUUGAAAUCCAUGCAAAGACAAACACUACACCACACACACAGACAGAAGAGACUGGCCACUGGCCAUGCAGCCUGCACACAUUUGACGGUGGGGGGCCUAUCUGGUCACUGAGAUGGGUGGAGGACAAAGAGACGACAUGAUGUGUGUGUGGGGGGGGGGGGGGGGGGUUGGAACAGCAGCCGCCUGUCCUUGGUGAACAGUCUCUCCUCAGAGGUUAAAAAGAGAAGAAGCAGGGGGGGUCCAGGGAGAUUUCUUUCUCUCUGUGUUCAUGUGCCAACCACCCUUCCUCCUUUCUGUCUUUCUCCUUUAUCUAUCUCCCCUCCUCCUCUCUGUCCCAGACCCUUUCACCCCAGGGUCUACGUGGCUGACUGGGGGAGAUGAGAGGGGAGGCAGGCAGACCUCCCUCCAGUGGGCCAGGUCAAAUGUCCAGACUGCAGGGCUAGGUUCCAGUAAGGCCUGCCUUUGUCGUCCCCCCCCACUCCCCAGAGGCGCUUUGUGUGGCUGAGACACUGGCUGGCGCACUCUGGAUUGCUGGCUGGGUAGCAGAUGGCUUCUGGCGCCUCAGUGGGCUGGCUGCAGACACCCUCCCAGUCCCACCUACACUCCAGCCAAGGCCAACCCAUCUUCCAACCCAGGCUAACACUAACCCAGCCAGGCCGCUGACAGACGGGGGCAGUGGGUUUGUCCUGGGGGCCAGUGGGGCUGCCGUGGGGGGCUAGGGAUUGGGGAUUGUUGGGAGGCGCAGCAGACAGCAGCAUCAAGCCGCUGAUUUAGUGGGGCUUUUGUUGUCAUUAUCAUUUUCAGAGUGGUUUAAUUUUCUCUGUCCAUGCUUUUGUUACCUUUGUUAUUAAUUAUAUUAUAUUAUUGUUACUAUUAUUGUAUUAUUUCUUUUAAAUCAUGUACUGUAAAUAUGUAUGAUAAUGGAAUAUUUUAGGGUAGAGGUAUUGCACAGGUUUGAUUUGUUUUGCACUGUUUUAAGGUGGUUACUUGUUUUAAGAGAAAAAAAUACUUUUUAACGGUGGUAUGGAUAAAUACUAGCAUUAAGAAGAAUCAAUAGGUUUAUGGGGUUGGUUGACUAGAAAGGGAAGGUUUAGCCAGAAGGAAGAAUCAAAGAAAUUAUGGAUUUGAUGAAGUCAGUCAGACUAGAGGCCUUGUGAACUAUAACUACAUUUAUAGAGUUGCGUCCUUGCUGUUUUGAAAGAAAAGGCCAAGAGAGGUGGAGAGUGCUUGCCGAGUGACCGAAUUUAGUGAGGUUAUUUAUUUCCUGCAAAAAAACAACAAAAAAACGAGCCUGAUACAAAUCGCUUCUUCAAAUGUUCUCCUGUUCAAGCAGCCAUUUUGCAGUGUUGGGACAUUUUGCAACUCUAUCUGUAUGAUGAUGAAGUAUUUGCUUUUGAGAGAGAAAAAAAUCAUUUGACAGAUUAUAAAAAUAUAUAUAUAUAUAUAUAUUUGACAAUGUAGUUAGCUAGUAUGUGAUUCGCAUUACUCUGGCUUCUGCAAAUGUGUGUACAACACUAUUAACAUAUCAACCCCAUCAUCAUCAUUAUGUAAUCCAAUUAAAUGUAAUCGAAUAUACAGAAAAUACCAGUAUUUAAGACAACGAAGCAAGCUCUAGGAGGGCAUGGUGCAAAGAGAGGCGAGGGCUACGUCCCCUUUAUCAACCCUUCCAAAGUGUGCACUUGUUCACUUCCCUUUCCUGAUUUGAAAGGCAUGACUGGUAUAAGAAAUAUGAUAUUCUAGCCAUGAUGAUUAGCUAUAGGGUUGUGGUUGUGUGGAUAGGACGUGGCCUUUCCAUGUGUUCUUACUAUGGCUUCAGCUCAUGUUGAAGGAACUGUUCUUUCUGCGGGGCAGUCUUUCAGUCCUAGUACUACUAGUGUUACUAGCUUCUGAUUUCCUAUUGACAUUUUAUUUUUUUUUGCAUCAAGAAUUCAAAUCUUUUAAGGUAGGCACACGUCCAAAACAAUAGGGUAUUUUAAAACAGAUAACUGACUAAAUAAAGGAAACACCAACACUGGGGCUACCAUGAGCCAGAACAGCUUCAAUGUCCCUUGGCGUCGAUUCUACGAGUGUCUGGAACUCAAUUGGAGGGAUGCAACACCAUUCUUCCACUAGAAAUUCAAUCAUUUGCUGGUGUUGGUGAACGCUCAGGGAAUCUCCCUUAAGUGUUCAAUUGGGUUUGAGAUCUGGUGACAGAGACGGCCAUGGCGUAUUGUUUAUGUUGGUUUGAUGAGCAUGAAACAUUCAGUGACCAGUCGUGCCCUGGGGAUGGGGUUAUUGUCGUCCUAUGGGGGCAUAGCCAUGGUAGCCAAAAUAAUGGCCUGCGCAGUAUUUUUAUACAUGACCCUAAGCAUGAUGGGAUGUUAAUUGCUUAAUUAACUCAGGAACCACACCUGUGUGGAAAAACCUGCUUUCAAUAAACAUUGUAUCUCAUUUACUCAAGGGUUUCAAUUAUUUUGACAAUUACCUGUAUAUACAAACCCAUCUGUCUAGAUAAGUAGAUACGGUGAAUUUCAUUUUAGUUUGAUAAAAUACAAUGGGUCUUGAUUUUCAGUGACUAAAAUUGUGAUUCCGAUGAUCACUUGCCUGGUAAGUGUGGUAUAAUGUUAGAUUGUAAAUAAUGCUAUUGGGUGAUUCCAUAUGCAAAGGAGUGACUCUCCUCUGUGACACUGGGCCUCCCGGCGCCCUCUGACCUUAGACCUUUAGGUUACAUGACUCGCCCUACUAUUGAAUGUGACGCACCUCCAUUUGCAUCUCAUUGACAUUGGGAGGUAUAUGGUAUAGCAUCAUCACAUCGUUGUAACCCCAGCGAGGCGAGACUACCAGCCAGAUGGUGCACAGAUAAUGAGCUGUAGAAUUUGUGGAAGUUGUUGGUCAUCAAUUUCAUUUUUUAUUAAGCAAUUUAAAAAAUGUACUAACUGAAGAGGUGUAAAAAAAAAAUGUGGGUGUUGUACUAUGGUUUUUAGCUGCCUGAAAUAUUAGGCGCCUGUAUUGACGCAGCCGCUAAACGUUCUCACGGCCUGGACAAUUUUAUUUUCCCAUUUCCUGAGAACAUCUCCCCCUUCACUCCACUGUUCAGCCACCAAAGCCUCUUUAUUUUAAGAAACCAUCUCGUAUGUCUGGGGGAUGUCUUGUGUUACACUGUUUUGACUCCAACACAAUCUUCUUCAGAAUAAGUAAGGAUGUAAUACCUGAGAAAAGCUCUUUCCUCGAUAUAUGCUCUGCCACAUGUCGCUAUGCUCACAAUGAGCUCUCAUUCUUCAGACACAGAAUAUUUAUUUAACUAGGCAAGUUAAGAACGAAUUCUUAUUUACAGUGACGGCUUACUGGGGAACAGUGGGUUAACUGCAUUGUUCAGGGGGCAGAACAACAGAUUUUUACCUUGUUAGCUCGGGGAUUCGAUCCAGCAACCUUUCGGUUACUGGCCCAAAGCUCUAAACAGUACACACUGGGACUGUCCUAUAUGAAUCAUACUACAUACUAAUGUCAUCUCUGUUAAAAGGUUUUGCAUACUUUCAAAAUUGAGUAUUACCUAUAGACAGUAUACUAUAUUCUAUGUGUCUGACUAGUUGUAUGACUGGAUGUCCUUGGCCCAUUGUGUUGCUUUUGUUAGGCCCUGACCCAAACCCGGGGCUAGCCUGCGGCGUCAGGAGGGCUCACUGAGCCUGGGUUCACUCCCCCGGGGGCCUGGGUCUCUGAGCUCGCCCCUUGAACACAGGCAGGUUGUCCUUCAGCGUCCGUCCACAUCAAUCACUGUCUGGGGAUGUGAGGGAGGAGAAGAAAGGGUGGUGAGACAGGGUAGUCUACUUCUGAUAUAGGGGAGAGGGCAUCAAACAUACUGGGAACGUUAAGGGCAUGUGAAAUGUUACUGCUCAUGUCUCCUCCAUUUUCUAAUGAUUUCUGGUAAAUAUGCAUUAAAGAUGUGUAUAGCUG